AGAACUUCUUCAGUCUCUUCACGCCGUUCAAGUCAUCGCCGCAGACAGCCAGUCCUCGAGGCUCUAAACAUCCGCGCAGUCCGUCUACUGUGUCAUCUAACAACAGUUCUGCGCCAAGUUCCAAGGUGGCAGGUAUGAUGAACAAAUCGCCGCUGCCUGCAAAACCUGUCCCCUCAAGGGCUGAGGAUGUGAUGACUGUGGAAGUGUCGCCGGGACACGUGCGAGUGAGCUCUGUGUCUGCCCCGUCCUCCCACGGUGCACCAAGCAACUCCAAGGUUCUCACUCCGUGUUUUCUGGUCCCCAACAGCAAAAACCUGGCCACGACCCACCGCAUCCCCACUGCCACGGUAGCCGCGACGACAUACACACCAGCGACAACAACAACCUCAGCGCUGAGUCUUCAGGGUCAUGGUGCCGUGUCGUACUCAACAAGGGCGAUGACAACGACAGUUUCAGCAGACGUCUCCCCCUCCCACAAACUGCGGAUCGUCACGGAGCGUGCCCGGCCGGGCGUCAGGUUCCGGGUGUUUGAAAUCCCCGCCCACCUCCACGUCGUGUUUGGCGGGAACCUCAACCUGCCUGUGUCCACCAACGAGAGACUCGUCUAUCUCGUGGACGCCCCGGCGCGGCCUGGGGACAGCCCCACCGCCAAACUUAUCAAGAUGUCGGAGGAAGAGAAAGACGCAAUCCUCACAGGUUCAGCCAACACGCAGCACAGCGCGGUGCCCCCCUCACCCACCAUGCCCAAUGUACAACACCGAGAGGUACUCCCCUCGUCCGAUGUGUGGCACAGCGUGGGUGGGAAGAAGACAGAUCUGCCCACAGCCAAAGUCAAGCCCCUCAGUUCUGGGGCACUCAGUUCUACUGCGUUCAGUUCUACUGCGUUCAGUUCUACUGCGCUCAGUUCUACUGCGCUCAGUUCUACUGCGUUCAGUUCUACUGCGCUCAGUUCUACUGCGUUCAGUUCUACUGCGCUCAGUUCUACUGCGUUCAGUUCUGGGGCAACCAACCUGGACCAAAUCUCACGGCCUGAUGCUGUUCCAAAGGCUGAAGUGAAAAUUGAAAAGGUUCCGUCUUCCAAAAAUGUCUGUACGUCUGUUCUUGAAACGGAAGAGAAAGUCAAUAAUGAAGAGAAAGUGACGAGACCUCAAUCAGAGAUACCCAAUUCCCGGCCGGCGGCGGAUGUGCCAGAUUGUCUUUCCCCUGUCUCCGACAUGCCCGUGUCUUCACCUCAGUGCGCCAGCACCCAGACACCUGUCUUAGCUCAGUCCAAAGUUCGACCGCUCUUCAAAAACUCCCCGGUGACCCAAACUCUCGUCCGCUCAGAAAGUGAUGAUCGGGAUACAAAACCAGACGCUCCCUCCCCGCGUGAGUGCAGUACGUGUGUCCCCACGGGCCAAGCUGUCAGUCCGGUGGAGGCUGAUACAAAAACUCCAGCAAAAAACGUGCGGCUAACAGCCUCCAAGGUUGCAGGUGAGGAGGACGUCGUGCCCAAAACUGAAUCGGAAGACGAGGAAUGUGCGGAGCAGGACCGUGAUCAGACUCAGGUCCGGCGCAAGGUGAAGGUCAAGAAGAGGAGAUUGUCGCUGAAGGGGAAAACUGUCGCGAAGAGGGCCAGGGACACUGUCAUGUCGGACACAAACGAGAGCAAAGCGUCCAGAUUCUCCGUGUUUUGCUGCCGCUGUGAUCACAGGCUGUUUGUGGGGAAACCUGCAGCGG
This is a messenger RNA of Aplysia californica (California sea hare), 1719 nucleotides long. RefSeq names its product mucin-5AC. The record is from RefSeq and is a predicted model, not a curated record. Gene Ontology annotation, cellular component: nucleus. Gene Ontology annotation, molecular function: ATP binding; nucleic acid binding; hydrolase activity, acting on acid anhydrides, in phosphorus-containing anhydrides. Gene Ontology annotation, biological process: double-strand break repair involved in meiotic recombination; nucleotide-excision repair. NCBI's taxonomy places the organism in Eukaryota, Metazoa, Mollusca, Gastropoda, Aplysiida, Aplysiidae.